Molecule: messenger RNA, 3796 nt
Organism: Oncorhynchus mykiss (rainbow trout)
Lineage: Eukaryota; Metazoa; Chordata; Actinopteri; Salmoniformes; Salmonidae
Source: RefSeq, a predicted model, not a curated record
UUCCAGUGCAAAAAUAAGUAGCCAAUAGCUUCCGGUUUGUCAUUCUGACCCCGAAGCGAGGGGGAACUGUGUCUGUUGUACUUAUAAGGAGAAACCUUUGAAAUCGUUUCUCAAACGAGUCCUCCCAUCUCCAUGUGCAUCCCUAAUGGGCGGCUGGUCUCGUAGUGCGGUGCUGGAGCUGUACCGAGCACUGCUCCGUGCAGGGUGCCACCUUCAGUACACAGACCGCAACUACUACCGGCGCGCCGUGGCCGGCGAGUUCCGCCGCUGCCAGGCUCUGACCGUGCCGAGUGACAAGGAGGCCGCACUGAAGAGGGGCCAGUUCUUCCUCAGCAGUAGACUGGGGGGGCUGAUGUAGGUGAGGCUCAACCAUCCAACACCACCUUUAGCAAGGCGUGCUUGUGGCAGACCACUAACAGACAGAAUGGCGGGAGUGAACGGUGACCGUAAAGGAAAGAAGGAUGACAACGGCAUGGGCACGGCCGUUGACUUUUUGCUCUCUAAUGCCAAGCUUGUGCUUGGGGUCGGAGGAGCUGCCAUGCUUGGCAUUGCAACACUAGCAGUCAAAAGAAUGUAUGACCGUGCCAUAAGUGCUCCGACCAGCCCUACUAAGAUGGAACCAUCAGGGAAAAGGAGUUGGGAAGAACCAAGCUGGAUGGGCUCGUCACCACGGGUACUUAACCACGACAUGAGGUCAACAGUGAGCAGGUCACUGCAGACUCUACCCACCUCCUCCAACUCCUUUGAACCAGACUGCAUGCGGAGGGCGGCGGGGCGGGGACGUAGCGCUGCAGGGGAGACCGACCUCUUCCGGGCCAGGAUGCGCCUCUCCUUACAGGAGAAACUGUGGGAGUUCUACCAGGAGCGUGUGGCCAUCCCCGCUGAGGAGCAGGCCACAGCCCGCCGGGCUGCCCUGGACAUCUGCGCAGAGCUGAGGAUCUUCCUGCACGCCAAGCUGCCCGACAUGCCUCUCCGAGAGAUGUACCUCAGCGGCAGCCUCUAUGACGACCUGCAGGUGGUGACAGCGGAUCACGCUCAGCUCAUGGUCCCUCUGACCCUGGAGAAGAACCUGUGGUCGUCAGUCCCUGGGGAGGACACCAUCAUGAACGUUCCGGGCUUCUGGCUGAUUCGCAGGGAGAACCUGGAAUACUUCCCCCGAGGCAGCAGCUACUGGGACCGCUGCAUGGUAGGUGGCUACCUCUCCCCCAAGUCUGUCCUGGAGGUGUUCGAGAAGCUGGUGGCGGGCUCCAUCAACUGGCCGGCCAUCGGCAGCGUUCUGGACUACGUGAUCCGGCCGGUGGUUCCCUCGGAGACGCUCACCCUGGAGGUCCAGUAUGAGACAGACCGCCUUCUUUUCGUGGACUUCCUGCCUCUGCUGGUGAUGGACGACGGCGCCUCGCUCAUCGCCAAGCCACACAGGCUGGCUGCGGAGCGCCAUGAAAACCUGUGGCGGCAGAGCUUCCGUGUGGCGGAGACUGCGCGCCUGCGGGCUCUGGACCAAGAGGACGGGGGCUGCCGCUGUGCCUGCCUCAAGGUGACUAAAGCCGUGUGCAAGCUAAACCCGGCCCUGGCGCGCCUGUCGGCCAGUCAGCUGACCAACGCCAUACUGCUUUUGAGCGAGAAGGAGGGCGACUGGACCCAGGAGGCGCUGGCUGACCGCUUCCUGCAGUUGCUCCGCUCUCUAGUGGGACACCUAGAGGCUGGGAGGCUCCCCUGCGCCCUGGUCCCCAAAGUCAACCUGUUCUGUGAGCUGACGCCAGUGGAGGUGGAUGAGCUAGGAUACACCCUCUACUGUUCCCUCUCUGACCCAGAGGCACUCCUAAGGACUCCUCAGUCUGACUAAGUCUGGUCACGGGUUCGAGGGUUUAGGACAGAUGGUAUAUAAUUCUAAGAUUCCAUACUGCAGAAGAGGAUAUGUAAUUCAUAUGCGCUUCAGAUAUGGACCAUGUCCCCUGUGACCAUGUCGCUGUGUGAUUGAUUCAACAUCACGUCUCUGGAGUCCCGGUUUCAUCGAUCAAUAUGUUUCUCUUGUACUUUUUAUUUGUGUAAUUGUGUUUGAUAAAGUAGAAAUGCAAAAUCAACCACUUUAGUAUGUGGGUUUAACAAUGAAUACAGGAUCAUCCAAAUACCAGUUAAACCUCAGAUGAUGAAACCAGUCUCUUCAUAUGGUCCCUAUGCUGCACGUAAGCCGUUUAUAAGUAGUACUGUUCAGAGGGGUAUACUUUAAAGCACGAUCAAGGAGUUGGCCAACUAACUUGCCUAGCUAUCCUGAAAUAACUUCAAAUGGGCUUAGUCUAAUUGACUUAACCAAAAACACAAGUUUAGCUUAAUGAACCCCCAAAAAGAAGUUAUUUCUGUUUAUCAAAGUUGAACCUGUUUUGUAGUAUACCCCUUGGGUUAGGACUCUGUUUGUUGAAUUGGGGAUUGCUUCAUUGGCUAAUAUUAUGUUACCAUAAUAUUAUGUAGCCAAUUUGGAUUGAAUCGUGUCAAGGGGGGAAAAAUAUAUAUAUAUAUAUUCAUUAUAAUUUGUGGGAAUGGAAAUUGGGGUUUAUUUGAAAGCUAUUUUGGUGUCUCCAUCCUCAGAUUGCAGGUCUUUCAAACAUAUUAUGAUGGGUAACAUUAGUUAAAUGCUAGUUAAUAUCAUGUCUGAAAGAGAUCUCUCAGAACAAGCCUCCAUAAUCGGCUCAAGCAUUGUUCUCGACAUUUCUAGCUUGCUAUUAAGCUGAGACUUGGAGGUAGGGUGCUUCUUACACUCUGCCAUGAGAUGCCAGUUCAGAUGGAUGGAUAGUUUGGUGACAGCGUCAAUACUGUCACCCCUAACAAGGUAAAUGGUCUUAAGCACUGUUGUGGUCCACUAGGAAAUAAGACCAGUGAGUGGAACAUGACAGGGGGUUGUUCUUCUACUGCAGGGUACUUAUAGUACUGUAGCCUGGUAUCGUACAGUUUGUGCUGUAGCCAACUCUUCUCUGUGUCAUGUUUGGCAUGGCAAGGUUAGAAGAGUUGCCUACAGUGCAUACAGUAUGGGACCAGGCUACACUUAGCCUACUCUACCGCUCUAACUGUGUAAAUGGAUAGAAUGUAAUGUUUACCAUGUGAGCCGCCGCGAAAGCAAAUAAAUUAUUGUGGUAAGACUGAAAUCUUGACAUUCUUGAGUUUAAAAAAAAAAACUAUUUAUUUUUCUAGAUUUCUUGAAGUGAGUUUUUGAAUUUGGUUCAAGUUAUAGUUCUGAAAUUGUAGCAAACUUUGCAAGGGUGGAGGCUGCUGAGGGGAGGACGCCUCAUAAUAAUGGCCGGAAUGGAGUGGUGUCAAACACAUUCAUGUGUUUGAAUCCAUUAACUGCAUUCCAGCCAAUAUACCACAUUCCAGAUGUUAUUAUGAGGCAUCCUCCAAUCAGCAGCCUCCAGUGGUGGAAACGCCCACUAUAAAGCCUAAUGUAUAAAUCACAUAGAAACCUAUCUUCAUGGUAUUUAAGUUGCGGAUGAUUUGUGUGUUUUCUAGGACUCCUCCCACAAAGUUGUUGAAUGAAAGAACGUUGAGAAAUAAGAAUAUACACUUUUAUGUUAGGAAUGUGUGCCGUUUGCAUGAAUAAGAAUACCAAUGUAGAAAGUUAAUCAUACGUUGGGUUAUUGUUACACACCUUGUCUGUACUGUCUGUUUAUGACGUCAAAUAUGUCUUGUGACGUUAAGAUAAAGUACUUGACCUAUAUGUUCAUUAAUAGGUCUUUGUUGGUUAAAACUGGUUGUUGCAUAGCUUUGCAUAAAACAAAUCUGGCAUGACUUCCUCCCACUCAUAACA